Molecule: messenger RNA, 597 nt
Organism: Grosmannia clavigera kw1407
Lineage: Eukaryota; Fungi; Ascomycota; Sordariomycetes; Ophiostomatales; Ophiostomataceae
Exons: 3
Coding region: 1-597 (198 amino acids)
Cellular component (GO): endoplasmic reticulum
Source: RefSeq, a predicted model, not a curated record
AUGGCCACCUCUCCCAGAACCUGGCGCGACACCGUCUGGCUCGUCUGGUUCUGCAUCCAGAUCCCUGUCAUCUUGUGCGUCGACAUCGUCGACAAGUAUCCGGCCUGGCUGUGUGCCAACCCCGGAGCCCCCUUGCAUGCCCUGCAUCGCUUCCGCCAGUGGUACAUUGCCACACACAACGACCCGGUCGUCCAGUGGACCCCGGCAACACAUCCGCUGCUCUCCAACGGCGGCGGCAGCUGGGUCCCGCUCUUCUUCUGGAUCGAGUUGGUCUUCACCCUGCCCACCGUCCUAUACGCCGUCUACCGUCUGGGCUUUGUCCGCGGCCGCAACCGGGCUCCUCUUGGCGGCACCACUGGCCCGCUCGAGCUGCUGCUACUCGUCUACGCACUCGAGACUGCCCUGACGACCGCUGUCUGCAUCCACAACAUCAGCUAUUGGGACCCCUCCAUCUAUUCUUCUGCCCAGAAGAACACCUUCCGCUUUCAGCUGAUGGGCCCGUGGCUGGCCAUGCCCUCUCUCCUCUUUCUCGACAUGUACUCCCGUCUGCUGGCCCGUUUCUCGCUCGCCGUCAACACGGACAAAAAGACGCGAUGA